Molecule: messenger RNA, 3180 nt
Organism: Micromonas pusilla CCMP1545
Lineage: Eukaryota; Viridiplantae; Chlorophyta; Mamiellophyceae; Mamiellales; Mamiellaceae
Product: peptidase
Exons: 6
Coding region: 1-3045 (1014 amino acids)
Biological process (GO): proteolysis
Molecular function (GO): zinc ion binding; metallopeptidase activity
Source: RefSeq, a predicted model, not a curated record
AUGUUCUCGCCAUUGUCCUGUCGUCGACGGUGCCGUCAUUUAUUCGCGCGCACGGCAAGGUCGAGCAGCGCGUCGCUCAUCAUGGGCGCUCCCGCGGACGAGACGCCGACGACGUACCUCGCGGACUACGUCCCGUUCCCGUACGACGUCGAGAAGGUCCUCCUCGAGUUCGACCUCCGCGACGACGAAGCGAUCGUGAAGCAGAGCUCCACGCUCAAGCUCAAGGAUGGCGUCGCCAAGGAUGGCCCGACCGCGCUCGUCCUCGACGGCCGCGCGUCGUUCACGACGCUCCGCGCCAUCGCGAUCGACGGUAAAGUCCUGACCGAGGGCGUCGAGUACGUCCUGACCGCGAACGCGGAGGACACGAGGCUGACGAUCGCGGCGGAGGCGACGCCGUCGUCGUCGUCGUUCGCGCUCGUCGUCGAGACGUCGUUCGCGCCGCAGGACAACCUCGAGCUGAGCGGUCUGUACAAAUCCUCGGGCAACUUUUGCACGCAGUGCGAGGCGGAGGGCUUCCGAAUGAUCACGUACUACCCCGACCGACCGGACGUCAUGAGCGUCUUCACGACGAAGAUCACCGCGUCCAAGGCGUCGUGCCCGGUUUUACUGUCCAACGGGAACCUCGUGGAGAUUAUCGACGCGCCGCCCGCCGCGGACGGCGUCGACAGGCACCCCGCGUAUCUCUUCGCGCUCGUCGCCGGCGACCUCGCCGUCGUGGAGGACGUCUUCAAGACGAUGAGCGGGAAGGAUGUCACGCUGCGGAUAUACGCCGAGGCGAAGAACAUCGCGCGGUGCGACUUCGCGAUGGAGUCGCUGAAGCGAGCGAUGAAGUGGGACGAGGACGUGUUCGGGCUCGAGUACGACCUCGACCUGUUCAACAUCGUCGCCGUGGACGACUUCAACAUGGGCGCGAUGGAGAACAAGUCUCUGAACUUGUUCAACUCGCGGCUGGUGCUCGCGACGCCGGACAGCGCGACGGACGCGGCGUUCGGGAGGAUCGAGGGCGUCAUCGGACACGAGUACUUCCACAACUGGACCGGAAACAGGGUGACGUGCAGAGACUGGUUCCAGCUGUCUCUCAAAGAAGGGCUCACGGUGUUUCGCGACCAGGAAUUCUCCUCGGACAUGAUGUCGCGCGCGACGAAACGCAUCGGCGACGCGCGUUACUUACGCGACGCGCAGUUCGCGGAGGACGCGUCGCCGAUGGCGCACCCGGUGCGCCCGGCGUCGUACAUGAAGAUCGACAACUUCUACACGCUCACCGUGUACGAAAAAGGCGCCGAGGUGAUUCGCAUGUACCACACCCUGCUCGGGAAGGGCGGCUUCAGGAAGGGCAUGGACCUGUACUUUCAGCGGCACGACGGCCAGGCGGUGACGACGGACGACUUCUUCGCGGCGAUGUCCGACGCGAACGCCGGCGUCGACAUCUCGAGGUUGAAGCACUGGUACGCGCAAGCCGGGACCCCCACGCUGAAGUGCGCGCGGUCGUACGACGCGCAGAAGAAGACCUACGCGUUGACGUUCACGCAGAGCCUCCCGAGCACGCCGGACGACGGCGGCGACGCCGAAAGGAAGGUGGCGCAGCUGAUACCCAUCGCCCUCGGGCUCGUCGCCGCGGACGGCGCGAACCUCGACAUGACCAAGAUUUCUUGCGUCGUCGGCGACGAAUCAGGCGGCGCCGGAUCCUCCGCCGCGGUCCCCGACGGGUCCUCCGACGCGACGACGACGGUGCUGCGCCUGAACGCGAUGUCCGCGACGUUCACGUUCGCCGGGAAUUUCGACGCGGAGCCGACGCCGUCUAUCCUUCGCGGCUUCUCCGCGCCCGUGAAGCUCGAGGUGUUUCCGCCGCUUUCGAACGAAGAGCUGCUUCACGCGCUCGCGCACGACGGCGACGCGUUCACGCGCUGGGAAGCCGCGCAGACCAUCGCGCGCGAGAUCAUGUGCCGCGUCGUCGCCGACGUGGCGUCCAAGGAGUGGUCCGACCCGACCGUCGUCGACGCCGCGAUCGCGGCCGACGCCGCGUUCGCGCCGUUCGUCGCCGCGGCGAGAGGCGUGCUCGAGAGCGCCGUCGCGGACGACGGACGCGUCGACCGCGCGUGGGUCGAAGAGGCGCUGUCGUUCCCGGGCGUCGGCGCGCUCGUGCAGCGGCUCAAGCCGAUCGACCCGCUGCUCGUGCACGCGGUGGUGAAGGCGCGUUCUAUCUCACACUGGUCCCCAUACGACCCCGUCGGCGUGGGUCCCCCGCUUUCAAUCCCGACACACCUCGACGCCUUUCAACUUCAACUGACGCCUUUCAACUCCACCCCGACGUUCGCUCUAAACGCGGUGGUGAAGGCGUUCACGCUGCAGUACGCCAAGGGCGUGACGCGAGAGCUCGAGGCGUGCGUCGUGACGUGUAAGCUCGAGUCCAGGCACGAGCCGACGUACGAGGUGAACGAGACGCAGACGGCGCGACGCGCGCUGAACGCGUACGCGUUGCGUUUGCUCGGCGCGGCUUCGCACGGCGGCGCGGACGCGAUCGCGUUGGUCACGGCAUACAAGGAGGCGAAAAACAUGACGGACGUCGUCGCCGGUCUGUCCGCGCUGUCGAAGCACCCGGACGCCGCGACCGCGCGAUUCGCCGCGUUCGAGGACUUCCGCGAGAAGUGGAAGGACGACAACAACGUCGUGUGCACAUACUUGAGCCUGGUCGCGGGGAUCUCAGGGCCGGACGCGCUCGAGAGGGUGAAGAAGACGAUGGCGGAUCCGGCGGUGUUCUCGAUGAAGGUGCCGAAUAAGUUUUACGCGCUGAUCGGCGGGUUCGCGCGCGCGAACGUCGCGGGGUUCCACGCCGCGGACGGCAGCGGGUACGCGUUCCUCACGGAUUGUCUGCUGGAGAUGGACAAGAUGAACGCGAUCGCGGCGAGCAGGAUCGCGAAGCCCUUCACGGAGUGGCGUCUGUACGACGAGAAGCGCCAGCGGAUGAUGAGGAAUCAACUCCAGAGGAUCUUGGACGCGAAGCCGUCGCCGAACCUGUUCGAGAUAUGCACGAAGAGUCUCGCGUGAUGAGAUGAGAGCGCGCGGAGGCGCCGCGGAGGGCGGGCGGGCGGGCGGGCGCGUAUCGACGACGAAAAGAAAAAGCAUUCAUUCUUCCCACUCCGUCCAGCACCUCUCUCUGAUGAAACGAAAAUACGACGCGUC